Chaetomium strumarium is the source of this 1278-nucleotide messenger RNA. RefSeq lists its product as uncharacterized. The record is from RefSeq and is a predicted model, not a curated record. The transcript is spliced from 3 exons. Bases 104 to 997 code for a protein of 297 amino acids. Lineage: Eukaryota; Fungi; Ascomycota; Sordariomycetes; Sordariales; Chaetomiaceae.
UGCAGUGAACUUUUGACGAUCUGCUAGCCAAGAAAGGCUGGUUGAAACUUGAAAGUUCCUCAGCCGGGAGGCCGGGGUUAAUAAACGACCCCGCAGGACAUCAAUGUCACCCAACCCAAGAAGCUUUCCGUGUUGGAUCAAAAGAGAGGCGCCACCGAACCACAACCGUCCGAGGAAAAUAAAAGCUAUAAGUUCUGAAGCAACCCCAUCCUCAUUGAAGACAUCAGGACCUCCGAACUUCCAGUACUACAAAAACCAGCUUUUCCGAAUUUCCCCAGUCCCUUCCCCUAAGCACACACCAUCUCAGAACCGAUCUGUCACGAUAGGUAUCAUGCCACCGCCAGCGAGUAGUAAAACCGCCCCGACCACCACCACCGCCGGACCAGCGGGGGGAGCAGGCUGGUCGCACACGCCCACGACAGGCGUGCUCCUCUGGCUCGCCGUCUCCCUGCCGCUCGUCGCGUGGGACACGGGCUACAUGCUGCUGCGGCCGCACACGAUGCCCGGUGGGUCGCUGCACUGGCCGCUGUGGGCGCCGUACAAGCUGUACGGCGAGGUCGACCACAUGUACGGCUUCAAGCAGUGGCGCCUGCGCAACGGGUUCGCGGCCGGGCAGAGCGUCAUGAACGCCGUCGAGUCGCUGCUGUAUCUGGCCUAUCUGUGGGUGUGGUAUCGCCACGGCAGGGAGGGGUGGGUGGUGUCUGGUGGCCGGAGCAGUAGAAAGGCGGUUAGCGGGAAGGCUGGGGGUGUGGCGGUUGUGCUUGGGUUUAGCGCUGCGGUUAUGACUGUCAGCAAGACGGUGCUGUAUUGGCUUAAUGAGUAUUUCUCGGACUUCGACAAUAUCGGCCACAACAAGCUUUGGGACCUAGUCUUCCUUUGGAUCAUUCCGAAUGGUGCAUGGCUUGUUUUCCCUUCGAUCCUUAUGAUCUAUGACAUGGGAGUUGAGAUCGUCGAGGGUCUGAGUCGAGCCUCGCCGCAGACAGUAAAGAUGGAUUAGAGUAGACCAAAGCUAUCAGACAGAAGGGUGAGGUCUGUACAAAGUAAUGAUUGGGACGUGGAAAGAGUGGAAAGAGUGGGAGGAAGUAUUGUAGUGAUUCUCAGCAUUCAGACACGACUUCGUUGACUGAUUUGUAAAUGGUGAUACGCGUCAGACGGUCGGAGUGCUUCAGCGCCAUGCUGUAGGGUUAAACGCAUAAGUACCAUUACAUCAACUAUAAGCCGACGUUUAUUAGGCGUUUAUUCUAUGGUUAGCUUUACGUGUUAUACCAAGAGAUGUCC